AUGGAUUCGCCAAAUUCUCCGAAUCCAUAUGACAAUAUGACUCUAGAGGAUAUCAUAAUUGCAGAGUGUACUGACGAUCAUGAUGAUCAAUAUUUCAAAGCGCUCAUGGAUGGGGGUAGCUCAACAAGACAAGGAAGAAAGAGAGCCCACAUUGAUAGAGGUCAUGUAGAAGGACACCAACGUUUUUUCGAUGACUACUUUUCUGAUGAACCGGUGUUUGAUGCAGUCGGUAGAAGGGGGCUUUCGCCAUUACAGAAGUCCACCGCUGCUAUGCGAAUGUUGGCAUAUGGAGCGCCUGCCGAUUAUGUUGAUGAGUAUGUUCGAAUUGGUGAAACUACCGCUAUUGAAUGUCUAGUCAAUUUCGUUCGAGGAGUGAAUGAUAUUUUUGGGACCGAAUAUUUAAGACAGCCCAAUGCUGGGGACAUUCGUCGCUUACUUCAAAUGGGGGAGUUGCGUGGUUUUCCAGGCAUGUUGGGAAGCAUUGAUUGUAUGCACUGGGAAUGGAAAAAUUGCCUAGUUGCAUGGAAAGGUCAAUUCACGCGAGGUGAUCACGGCAGGCCAACAAUCAUGCUCGAAGCAAUUGCGUCACAAGAUCUUUGGAUAUGGCAUGCAUUUUUUGGUGUUCCAGGAUCCAAUAAUGAUCUCAACGUGUUAAAUCAAUCCCCAAUAUUCACUGAUAUCUUACAAGGGCAAGCUCCGAGAGUUGAGUUUACGAUAAAUGGCACACAAUACAACAAGGGGUAUUAUCUAGCAGAUGGUAUUUAUCUAGAGGGGGGUACAUUUGUUAAAACUAUCCCACUGCCUCAAGGAGAGAAAAGAAAAUUAUUUGCCUGA
This is a messenger RNA of Humulus lupulus (European hop), 834 nucleotides long. RefSeq lists its product as uncharacterized. The coding region runs from base 1 to 834 and encodes 277 amino acids. The transcript has 2 exons. Lineage: Eukaryota; Viridiplantae; Streptophyta; Magnoliopsida; Rosales; Cannabaceae. The record is from RefSeq and is a predicted model, not a curated record.